Ceratitis capitata (Mediterranean fruit fly) is the source of this 630-nucleotide messenger RNA. RefSeq lists its product as uncharacterized. The annotation marks the transcript as partial. The record is from RefSeq and is a predicted model, not a curated record. Lineage: Eukaryota; Metazoa; Arthropoda; Insecta; Diptera; Tephritidae. The transcript has 4 exons.
AAAAAUCUAAAGGCGUUAAAUCUAGGCGGCCAAUUGACCGGUCCCGAACGUGAAAUAAAAUGUUCACGGAACUCGCCUCUCACUAAGUCCAUUGUGACGCGUGCUAUGUGGUAUGUGGCGCUUACUAUUCCCAGGUUACGCUACGAUUCGCAUCAUCUUAUGUCGGAGCAAGCUCAGCUUGUUAGCCCCGGUGACAUGGAAUAUGAACAAACUUGGGAAAUCUCAUCCAAACUCCCAAUAACAUCGGAGGCCCAACUUCAGGGUGUGGAGACCCAAUUAAAAACAAAGUCCUAUACUGAAGCAAUGUUCGGACUGUUGGUGAAGACGAAGAGCCGCAAAGGAAGCGUGGACGGCGUCCUUCGCUUCUUGUUUGGCGACCAAUUAAUGUCGGAUUACAAUUUGGAAGGACGGAGGGGGAAAAAAACACUUUUGAAAUUAAAGUGCUUAGGCAUUGUUUUUGAUGUCUUUGCAGAACGCACAAAGGAAAACUUAUUUUUAGAUAUUAGAAAUUACAUAUCACUAAGCCACAAUAGAUAUAAACAAUAUAAACACAAGUUGAAGGUUAAGUUGGGUUUGCAAAAACUAAAAAAUAAAAGAUUAUGAGGCAUGUUCUGCCAUUCACUUUUGAGU